AUGGCUACCAAUACCUCGGUCGUCUUCGACCUUCCGCCUCUUCCGGCCUAUACCCUGACUCCGCGUCCUCCACUUCUCGACCCCAUUCCGGAUAACGUUCUCGCCCUCAUGCUUCCCAUCAUCGCCUAUUGGGCUCUGUCGAUGGUCUAUCACUACAUCGAUGUCAACGACUACUUCCCGCAAUACCGUCUUCACACACCCGCAGAAGUCUUGAAGCGGAAUCAUGUCACACGCUGGGAGGUCGUGAGGGACGUCAUUCUUCAGCAAAUCAUCCAAACCAUGGCCGGUCUGGCAGUCGCGUAUUUCGAUGACCCGGAGUACUUGGGUAAGGAUGAAUACAAUGUUGCGGUUUGGGCUCGUCGACUCCGCCUGGCGCAGAAGGCUCUCCCCCAGCUGCUGGCGCUGGUCGGGAUCGACGCAUUGGGUCUCAGCAAGAAUCUGUCGCAGAAUGGCUGGUCAAUGCUGGGAGGAGCGGUAGCUGGCGGGCACUACCCGGGAUGCACUCAGUCGAUAAUUUUGGACAAUGGGGUGGAAGCCGAGGUUCCGGCAUUCACCAACUGGGAGCUGUCAGCGGCCAGUGCUCUCUACUGGUACCUCAUCCCUGCCCUGCAAUUCGUGUGGGCCGUCGGUGUCGUCGACACCUGGCAGUAUUUCCUGCACCGCGCAAUGCACAUGAACCGUUGGCUCUAUGUGACCUUCCAUUCCCGCCACCAUCGUUUGUAUGUCCCGUAUGCGUUCGGAGCUCUGUACAACCACCCCGUCGAAGGUUUUCUGCUUGAUACGGCCGGCACUGGAGUUGCAUUCCUCACGGCUGGCAUGAGCAACCGUCAGGGCAUGUGGUUUUUCACUUUCUCCACCAUCAAAACUGUGGAUGAUCACUGCGGCUACGCUUUUCCUUGGGACCCAUUGCAGCAGUUUACCUCCAACAAUGCGGCCUACCAUGAUAUCCACCACCAAAGCUGGGGCAUCAAAACCAACUUUUCGCAGCCCUUCUUCACCAUCUGGGAUCGUCUAUUCAAAACUCGAUGGGAAGGCGACGUUAAGCUCCGCUAUGAGCGGUCUCGCGAAGCCGCCCAGAAGAAGGUGGACAACGAAGCUGCCGGCAUCGCCAACGAAAGUAGCGAUCCGACCUCUUCCGGGACCUCAACUCCCACGCUCGGCCGGGCAUCAGACGAAUCGACCUCGCGCUCCCGACGCAGAAAAACCAUGACUCUCUCCCCCCACGUCGAUGGGUUCAAAGGAGUGAGUCACGGGGUCGCUAGCAGCGUCCUCUAA
Messenger RNA from Aspergillus japonicus CBS 114.51, 1275 nucleotides. It is a transcript of the gene sur2, whose product is annotated as sphingosine hydroxylase. Gene Ontology annotation, molecular function: oxidoreductase activity; iron ion binding. The transcript has 2 exons. The coding region runs from base 1 to 1275 and encodes 424 amino acids. The record is from RefSeq and is a predicted model, not a curated record. NCBI's taxonomy places the organism in Eukaryota, Fungi, Ascomycota, Eurotiomycetes, Eurotiales, Aspergillaceae. Gene Ontology annotation, biological process: lipid biosynthetic process.